UCGACAGCGGCAGCACUCAUCCUGUUGAGUUGCCCUCCAGCCCGAGUCACAUGACGUCAGACCAGAAUCCAGCUGAUCUACAGUUGCAGUUAUCGCUUGGAGCACUGGGUCCUCCUGGAUACUAUUACUUCUACCAGGCCGGAGAAGAUGGGGUGCUGCUUUAGUAAGGAGCUCAACCGUGGGCUGCCAAGCGAGAGGAGCAGUCUGUUACAGCCCCCGCUCCACGAUGGGCUAAAUGAAGUGACAGACCAGGUCAGGCAACACGCUGCAGCUGUAGCUCAGCAUGUGUGCUUGGACGAAGAGGAGACAUGUGCGGCAGACGGACUGGCCCAGAGGAAGACAGCGGAAGAUGAGGAAAGACAUCCAGGACUGGACAACAAAGUUUGGACAGAGGGGGCCGCGGUUAGCAGGGACAGCACCACGUGGAGUAAGAGGGAUCUUAAAGCAGCCAGCACUCACGAUGAGAAGGGGGCUAUUAUUAUCUCAACCGGCACAAACAUGCAUACAAACACGGACACAGAGUCAGGCAUGACACAUACUGCCAGGCCCAGCUGUGGCCCGGCUCCGUAUAAGGAGGUGCCCACACGGAGUCCAGCCAAACAGAAGAUUUUGGAGAAUGCCACACUCAGGGCUUUGUGGUUCAAUCAGCUCCCAGAUGGGAAGAAGCACAAACAAGCACAAGCAACAAAAUGUUGGUCAGCUCACGCCAGGUUACCGUCUCGCUCUGCUAACUGCCGGGGCGACAUCACAGAGAGUGAGGUGUCAGAUGACCAGCCACCACUCAGCGUGUGUGAGAACACACUGCGGGAUUCCCCUGAAGCUGAGCACAAGGAAGAGGAAGAUGAGGAAGUCUGUGUCGUCACAACAUCGCUGUGUCAAGGUUUCGAAACAAGGACCCGGAGCUUCUACAGCAUAUGUUCCAUCGAUGCAGAUGACCUUGAACAUGACCACAUCCACAGCCAAACCCAAACAGCUGGAGCAACACACUCUCUGCAAGCAGCUGAAGUAGAAACAGCUGCUCUGCCCUGCAUAGUGGAGUCUCCGGUCUCCAGCCAAUCACACACAGAGGCAUCCACAGUCUGCCACCAGUUGUAUGUAACACAAUCUAGAAUGACCAUCCAGUCACACGAUGAGGAACUAGCUUCAGUGCAAUCGCAUGCUGAAGGACAGUCUUCCACCGUUCUUAAACAGACACACUCAGACAAUUCAAUUUCAGCAGAGGAGACCACCUUACCUCAUCCUGUUGUAUCUCCACAGCGGGAAGACCCUCCCUGUGAAAUGCUGCCCCUGUCCCACAAUCAAAUAAACUGCAAGGAACCUCAGCCUGAAGAUCUAAAUUGCCAGACAGCUGCAAAGGACAAAGAUGAAUCCAAGGAUGACAUGUUGAUGAUGUCACACACAGAUCAAAGUGCAUGGGUGGAGGAGGAGGCAGUGGAUGGAUCAGAGGAGAUGGAGAGUAUGUGUUUAGUGGAAGAGAGUGUGUACUUGAGGGACCACAGAGCAGAGGAAGAGUUGGAUCAGAGUGUGGGUUCUGACUUUAAUCCUCUGGACGAUAAUCUGCAUGGGUCUCACCUGUUAAUAGAGCAGCACAUCCAAAGUUCACAACCAGCAACUGAAACUCUUGAACUGGAUACUUCCAGCCCCAGUUCUUCAAAGUUUGACCUCAACGUCAAACCUCUGCAGAAGGAGGAGGUUGUUUUGCCUCAGUCUGGAGGACAGAUUGAAAUGGAUAAGCCCUCCCUACAGAGCGAGGCUAUCCCUGUGAGUAUCUGCAGAGGCCACUGUGAGGAGGAUGAUGAUGUUGGUUACAGCGGAACAGCAGAUACAACUCUCACCGAGGUGUCCUCCGUCUCCACCAUCUCAGCUGUGUCAUCGCUGACCAUUGAAGUGACUGCCUUCUCCUGCCACACAAAUCUGCCACCUCUCUCAGACAAACCCACAUCUCAGUGUGACUCCAUCACAUCCGAGAAAUUAGAUGUCAAUUCAAACGAUCCAACAUUUGAAUUGAGCAGUGUUAAGCCUCCUAGUCGAGAUGUUAAAGCUGCAUUCACUGAAUCUGAGCAUAGUGAUGCCAGGGUUGAUGACUACGACAAACAGCUUGACAGUUCUGAUGUGAAAACUGAAGGCGUCAGGGUGUCUCAUAGAAAUGCCUCUUGCGAGACUUUUCAGGAUGUCCUUAUGAGCGGAGAUGACAGACAGGCUGUCCAAAAAACAGAAGUUUGUCAGGACAACAAACCUGUUGAGAGAGGUGAUGUUACAGAUGUGUUACCUGAAGCUCCUACUUCCUGCACUCCACCUCCUUCUUCCAUAUCUCCAUGCACAUAUCCUGAGGAAGCAGAGCAUAGUUUCUGUCCAGAGACUGAAGCCGAUUCUACUGAGAGUGGAUGCAGAAAAAUACAACUCAAGUUAAACCCACCAGAUAAAGUAUUUAUUCAUGCAUGUGAGGAAGGAGAAAAGACAACAGCUGCACAGGAGACUCAGAUUGAUCUGCCAAUCAAGCAUGAAUCUGCAGAUACAGUAGAACAGCACCCCCACGCUCCUCAAACUGCCUCUGAACUUGUUUCCGCUGACUGUAUGAACCCCAAAGUCGACAUCAGCCUGCAGCAUGACACUGCUGACUGUUUACUUCAACCUGGAGAUUCAUCAAAUGGAAUUUACUCAGAGACACCUGCACUUGAAAUGGAUUUUCCUCCAGAAACACUCAAUAUCUCAGCCACUGAGACACCAUCCCAAAGCAGUAUCUGUGACGACUUGUAUGUGAUUCCUAAUGACUUCAGCUGUCCGGAUGAUAAAGCCUCAGUUUUGGACUGCCAGGAGGACCACACAGUGAUCUCUGUGGACCCAGGUCAGAUUGAUGUUUAUGCCUCAACUCCAUCAUACGAGAUUCACUUCCUGGGUCCCGAGUCGUUUGCAACUGCUGAGGAGGGAGAGAGAGAAGGGGGGAUGAGGGAGAUGGUGUCUGAGCUGCUGGGAGAGGAUGCAGACUCGUCUAUCUGCCGCCUCUAUCCCCACCCCUGGAUCAAACUGGGUCUGGAGCAGACCUGUGGGGUGUGGGCCCAAGGCGAGUCCAAUGUCGAGCCCAGCCAGAGUGAGAACAUGGUGGGCAUUGACGUGGAGCAGAUCCCGGCCUUGGUCUCAGAGCUCCAGCCGUCUAUGGCUCUGCUGGGAGCGUACCCCUACAGCACAGUGAUGCCUCAGGGACCCUGUGUGUGGGACUGGCACACAGAUUGCACUCAGUCUGGACCUGUUGCUGCCCCGAGCCUUAACCCUGAAGCUGAGGUAUGGACCAAUCCCAACCUUUACCUGGACGUCCCUGGCCCCGCCUACCUGCAAGCUCAGCAGCCGUGGCUGCAAUACCCCAACGAUCUGACCAAUCAGGAAGGAUACGAGCCAGAGUUCCAGCUGGAGAACAUGAGCCUGGCUCAGGCUGUGGUUGAGACAGAUCCCAGCACAGCGGAGUACCAGACGCUGCCUGUGGAAGCGGCUGUAGUUAAUGGAGAGCCCAUCGACCCGACUGUCACAGAUGAGACCAGAGAAGAGCUGAGGACAGUUUUGGAGACCUGCCUGACCAGGGAGCAUCUUGGCAACGACCUGUACCUCAAUUCUCAGAUGGACAGUGACCAGUAUGUUUCCAUCGCUACUCUGGCCAGCCUCGACAAGAUCAAGAGUCUCAGCACAGACCUGGACCUCAUCUCCGACAUUUUGAAAUCCCUGCCGCUGGUCCAGGUGGCUCCGUGUGGACAGAAGGUCAGGCCGAGUCAGAGUCGAUGUGUCGUUAUUCUGCGUGAGAUCCCCAACACCACACCUCAAGAGGAGGUGGAGGCUCUCUUUGACGGAGAGGACCUUCCCAAGUUCCUGAGCUGUGAGUUUGUGAGCAACGAUAACUGGUUUGUCACUUUCAAUUCGGAAGCUGACGCACAACAGGUCUACAAGUACCUCAGAGAAGAUGUUCGGGAGUUUAAGGGAAAGCCGAUCAUGGCGAGGAUAAAGGCCAAAACCAUGGCAGUCACUUCCUUCGCUCCAAAAAAUGGCUUCAGACCCGCCCAGCUGGACCAGAGCGGCAAUCCUUACAGCUCCUACUUCCCCCAAACCACCUACCAGCAGCCCUGCCCCACCCAGCAGCUGUAUGAUUUCACCAAUGAGGUGUGGACUUCGGCUGCGACAGGAUACCAAGAAUGUGCUGAGCAGCAUCAAACAUUGAUGAAUGACUUCAUGAAUGGAUUCUCCAACUUCAAACCUUACAACCCCCACAGGCAGAGAAGAGGCACAAGGUGGUCAAACUCUGGAGACCGUUGGAAGACCAAUCAGAAUGAUUCCUCACAGCCAUCAGAGCAGGCAUCAGUGGAGCGCUCCUCUCCUCCGGGUCGAGGGCGGUCGCGGGGCAACAUGCGCCGUCCGAGCAGAGGUGGAAGGACGGAGCCCAACAGGCAAAAUAUGUCGCCCACUUCUGAUCGGGGAAGGAGAGGAAACUUCAGCCAGAGGAGGAGAGAGAAUGCGAGGUCAUGGGAGAAAUCAGCUGGAAACAGUCGUAAUGCAGUGCCUCCUCGUGAACCGUCUCCUCCUCCUGAGCUCGGGCUGACGAGCUUCCCUCCUCUUCCUCCACCAAACGCUGCCAUAGAAACGGUACCUGCGGCUAACGGCAACGUCAAGGGUCCAGUGAAAAGCAGCAGCCCCUGUGCAUCAGUGCCAACAUUGUCACAAAAGCCUCAGCCGACUGUAGAGCAGAAUGUGAAGGAGUGCGCAGAGACGACCAGUGAGGCCAAACCAGCUCCACUUCCACAGGAACCAGUCACAGAGUCCAAGAGGCCAAGCUACGCCCAGAUCUGCCAGAGAGCAUCAUCCAAUGAGCCGAUGCCGCCCGCUGACCUCGCCUCUUCAGAGGCAGAGCGCAUCCCGACCUUUCCGGGCCAGGCGUCCCAACCAGCUCUGUUGCCACGAUGAUCAUAUUGGGUGGAGAAAAAGACACUUUUCUUUGUCUUUUUAAAGGUGUCAUAUAAGCUGAAAAUGUAUUCUUGUAGUGUCCUUUGAUCAAAGCAGCUGCUCAUUUACUACGAGGAGGACUCUGUGUGUGCAGAGUGAUGUGGUGUCACUCACAGUGCAGGAAGAUACUGCAUUUAGCAACAAACAGCCUUUAAAAGGAACUCAAUUUAGCUCUAGAUCUAGAAACGUAUCCCUUCAUAAAUGGAGGGGGUCUGCUGGCCGGUUUAGGACAGGAUGGGCCAGUGUAGGUCUGGGGUCGCAACCUCUCAGUUUUAGUGCUUAGAGCGAAAGCUGGAAAGUAUUUGUAAAUGUUGAUCUGCAACUUUACGUUAGUUUUAUUUCUUGGUUUGUAUUUCAGACGAGAGCCAGGUUUUGAUUUCUUCUUGUUUAGCAGACGGCACUGGCUCUUCUUCUCCUGCUGUUUGUGUGUGUUUGAUGUUUUCUCGCUGUACAGGAUGUUCCGCCAUGAUUUUGUUUUCCAUACAUCUGUGUUAUUCUUGAGUCCACAGGGCCGCAGUGGGCACACAUGAUGCUGUUUCUCUAAAUAUUAGUACUAGUCACCAAGUUUGUUUCAUUGGUAAGAUGUCCAAGCCUGUAAUGAUCCGAGGUCCAGUGUGUGUUAGUGAGUAUCGGAGGAUCACGCCUCUGUAUUGAGUUGAUCUUGAUAUUCCAGGAAUCAAAUUGAACUUGAAAGUUUGUUCCUCUUGAAAAGCACUGAAUAUUAAUACUUUAUCUCUGCAUGAGUUUUUUUUAAUUUCAUUUUAGAUUUUAAUUUGUCAUUUUUUAUUUAUGUUGGAUAGGAGUGCUUCUGUGUGUUGAAGCUUUAGUCUCGCCUGUGUUGAGUAAGAAGUGUUGUUACUGUGUGUCCAGUGUGUUGGACACGGGGGGGCUGGAUGUGCUCCUGGCUGUGUGUAGUAGUUACUCUGUCCAUAAAUGAGCACCGUUUCAGCACAAACAACUUUGAACUGUAUAAGUCGUCCAAUGAUCUUUUGUUUAGAAUUCACCAUUUUAAAUGUAAAACAGUUGUCAUGGAGACAGAGCGGGCAUGGUUGUGGCACAUGUUAUUUUGUUUGUACAGAUGUACAUAUUUUGAACAAAUAUUAAAGUGCCUUUAAAGUUAAAAAAUAUUAGUUUGUUAUGUGUUAAAUAUGCAAAAGCUAAAUGGUCUGAUCAAUCAAAGCUUUGCUUCUUCUUUUUUUCCUGUUACAUAUUUGUGUAAAAGCCUAAAAGUCCUUCUGCUGCAGACCCAGACCCAGACCCAGACCCAGACUCGGCACUGCCUGAGUUCACACCCUCUGUUGUGGUUCUUUGUUGUCACCAGCAGAUGGCAGAUGAGUCACAGUAUAACGGUCAGUUCUGCAUUAUGUGGGCCCACCACUUGUUUACAAUGAGGAUGAUUAGAUUCCUGGAAGGCUAUAGUCCUAAUGA
Cottoperca gobio is the source of this 6408-nucleotide messenger RNA. Its product is annotated as la-related protein 4B-like. The coding region runs from base 148 to 4941 and encodes 1597 amino acids. NCBI's taxonomy places the organism in Eukaryota, Metazoa, Chordata, Actinopteri, Perciformes, Bovichtidae. The transcript has 16 exons. Gene Ontology annotation, cellular component: cytosol; cytoplasmic stress granule. Gene Ontology annotation, molecular function: mRNA 3'-UTR binding. The record is from RefSeq and is a predicted model, not a curated record. Gene Ontology annotation, biological process: positive regulation of translation.